AUGCAGGUCACGCCAUCACCCAUCAAUUCACCCUCAAGACCCCGACACCCACCAUGGCUGAGCAGGCGAGUUUCCCUGCACCCAGUAUGCACCAGUCUCAUCGUCUUUCAGAUCGAAAAAGCUUUCCAAAAACAGCCCAUCUUUCACAACGCCAAAGCGCGCGGCGGAAAGAAGAUCUCCACUAAGGAGAAGAGGUGGUACAAGGAGGUUGGGCUUGGUUUCAAGACGCCUUCAGAGGCCAUUAAUGGCACAUACAUUGACAAAAAAUGCCCCUUCACUGGCGACAUUUCCAUUCGUGGUCGCAUCCUCACCGGAAAGGUCGUCUCGACAAAGAUGACCCGCACGAUUAUCAUCCGUCGGGACUACCUCCACUAUAUUCCGAAAUAUAACCGUUACGAAAAGAGACACAAGAAUCUUGCUGCCCAUGUCUCUCCUGCUUUCCGUGUGGAGCUUGGCGACACUGUCACCGUCGGGCAAUGCCGGCCACUGUCAAAGACGGUGCGGUUCAACGUUCUGCGUGUGUCGAAAAACAAGGCUGCAGCCAAGUCGUUUGGGAAGUUUUGA
Mycena indigotica is the source of this 564-nucleotide messenger RNA. Its product is annotated as Ribosomal-S17-N domain-containing protein. The coding region runs from base 1 to 564 and encodes 187 amino acids. The record is from RefSeq and is a predicted model, not a curated record. The transcript is spliced from 6 exons. Gene Ontology annotation, cellular component: ribosome; cytosolic small ribosomal subunit. Gene Ontology annotation, molecular function: structural constituent of ribosome. Lineage: Eukaryota; Fungi; Basidiomycota; Agaricomycetes; Agaricales; Mycenaceae. Gene Ontology annotation, biological process: translation.